This is a messenger RNA of Exophiala mesophila, 3846 nucleotides long. RefSeq lists its product as uncharacterized. The coding region runs from base 100 to 3459 and encodes 1119 amino acids. NCBI's taxonomy places the organism in Eukaryota, Fungi, Ascomycota, Eurotiomycetes, Chaetothyriales, Herpotrichiellaceae. The record is from RefSeq and is a predicted model, not a curated record. Gene Ontology annotation, cellular component: Rpd3S complex. The transcript is spliced from 4 exons. Gene Ontology annotation, biological process: regulation of transcription by RNA polymerase II.
CUCACACUCUACUUUAUUCCCCACGAUCUACUCGUUUUCGCCCAAUCUGCCUCUGCACAGGCUAUCUCCGCGCGUGUGGCGCGAAGAAGCGAGAGCAGGAUGGCGACGAGAUCGCUGCGGCAAAGAUCCAGCCGCUACUCGAGUCCCGCCACCUUUGGAGACAGAGAACCUGCUGUAAAGACAGUCGAGAUUCCGGAGAUCAGGAAUGGCUUGCAGACCAGUUUGGAUACAUGGAUCGAACCCGCGGUCCGGCCUGCAGUCCCGAGUUAUCAAGAUACAAAAGGUCUGGAAAAGGGUGGUGUUUUGGAAAACAUGCAGCCAUUGGGAAUCCCGCCUUCUCAAAAGCUGUUGCAGAAACUCAAGUUGACGCCUUAUGUCCGUCCUUCACUUCAACCCACCUCCGUCCACGUCGACAAUACUCACACACCAACCCCCGAUCUGGACAAAUCCGACGUGCCGGCCGCCCCCAGAGAGCCAGAGAUCUCAUCACAGCUACCCCCUGAUCCGCCUCGUUUACCCGAUACAAUUGUCAUUUCCAGUCCGCCGCGUGGUCGUCCAUCUAUGAAAGAAGUUGCAAGCAUGCCACAAGCCCCCAAUUACUCUCCUUCGUCAGUCAGAUCUAGCUUUACUACCCCUGGCAACCAUGCCUCACCCAAGCCAGUCUCCAUACAAGAGCAUAUUCGCCAGGACCGCCUAAACAGCCAUGUCGAACACGCCGUCCAACAAGCGCAAGACAAAGGCUCUCUCAACCUUGUCAUGGGCUUGCGGAGACUGCGGGAUGAUGCUCAAGUUAUCCCCGAUCUGUGGAAUGUCCUCGAAGCUGUUAUCUCACAAUCUCCCACUGAUCAACAGUUCAAAAUCUUCAAACGCUACAUCAAGUCCGGCGUCAAAUCUUUUCGUCGCCAGAGUCAUGUUUCCUUGAGUCCCGAACAGACUCCCGCCGCCCAUGAUUCUACCCAUGCAGACAUCACCUCUGGCCCUCGAUUGUAUUUUGGGGCCCCUGAUCCAAAUGACCAGGACUAUCGUGAGUCCUAUGUGGCACCCCUCUUCCGAGCUACUCGCCAGAGUCAAGACCACAACUGGACCUCAGCAUCGACUGUCGGUCAACUUCCCGCACCAGUCGAACCUGUUUUGAGAACUUCCGCUCGGAAACCUAAUUCUUCGUCAAACAAGCGAAAGAGAUCGCGGAGCGUUUCCAGCGUAUCUUCCUUGUCUUCGGCCCAGUCAUUGACCAUGCCUGACGAGUUUGGCACCGCUACUGAUCACGGCCGCUCGAAUGGCAUUCACCACAGUGCCACAAGGUCACGAUCAAACGGAACAAGACUUAGCAGACAUCAAUCUGGAGCGUCGAGUAGGCUACGCUCGUCCGCAAACCCUACUACUCACGUGUCGCUUCCCAAUCCAACAGGGUCGGAAGCCCAUUCUUCAUCGAAAGCGACGUCCAAAAAGGCGCGCAGGUCCCAAGUCGAGCCUGAAUACGAAAUUGAUGAACUUUCGAAACGCAAAGCCCGUUAUCUGGGUGAAAGUUUCCAUGACUACAACACAUUUCCCCACCAGGAGAGCCACAUGAGAGAUCCGGUUGAUGGUGGCUCGAUUGAUCCCUUUCCCGAUCUCCUCGCACCUCCUCCACCAGUGCUUCAUGACGACUAUCUGCAUACGUCACAAUCCGCUCUCACACUCGGAGCCGCGCUGGAGAACGGAAACGACACGUUGGUGAUCGGGGGGCCUCCUCGCAGGAGGUUACGAAAAGAUUCGUUUUCUGACCCUGCAGAUGCCCCUACUCCUUUCUCCAGGUCAUCUCCUGGUCCAGGGCAGCCUGCACCUGCUCCUGGCGUUACUCACAUCUCGUCACGAGGUACUACACCACGGGCGACCAGAUUCCAAGCUCCUACCCGAGGAGCAAGACGUUCAGCCCGAGUUUUCAUUUCGCCGAACAAACCUAAGAACGGCGGCAUUACUGCCGGAAUUUCUCGUGCGGGGGCUGGACGCGACCCUGGAACCAGCCACGGAGCAGAAUCAGGCACAGAGGACAAUGAUGAGCUUUGUUACUCGUGCAGUGGAGAAGGCAUCCUGCUAUGCUGUGAUGGCUGCACCAAUUCCUUUCAUCAUGCUUGCCUCGAGCCACCUCUCAAUCCCGAUCAUGAGGUCGAGGGCUCGUGGUAUUGUCCAUCCUGUGCUGCGAAUCGCGCUCCCGAGGAAGCAACCCCUACUGGCAUUCUUGGCCUGGUUCUUGGUCAAAUCGACAAAACCAUUCCCAAGGCUUUCACUCUCCCACUCGAUGUGCGCGACUAUUUUGAAGGUGUCCGUACCGGCCAAGAGGGCGAGUAUGAAGAAGUCGCGCUUCCUCGGACUCAGAACAACCUCACCAAGAUGAACCGAGCUGGCUUCAUCGAAGAACCCAAUUACAAGGAGCUGCGCGAUAGCAAGGGCAAGCUCAUCAUGUGUUAUCUCUGUGGACACACAUCACAAGGUCGUGAUAUCAUUCCUUGUGACUUUUGCCCGGCAAGAUGGCAUCUAGACUGCGUUAGUCCUCCAUUGGCUAUCCCGCCAAGACGCCGUGGCGACAACAAACCCGGAUCGUCGUGGAAAUGUCCAUUGCAUGUUGAUCACGACGUUGCAUCAUUCAGCCGCCAGGCUGAAGCCGAACCUGGUUCCCUCGGGAGAGUACCCAAGCUUCGCCGCCCCAAGAAUGCCAUCCCAUUGGACGUACCAUUUCCUCGGGGAUUCAAAAAUAACGGCAUCAUCGAGGUAGAACUCAUGCCCGACCCUGUGACUUUUGACAGGACUAAGCAAGAGGUCAUGGAUGGCAAGAUCUACCGGGUGCCCGAAGAAGGUAUCCGACUUGAUUUUAUUGAUCGGGUCAAAAAGAGUUGGUACGAGGAUCAGUCUUUCCCCCGCCAGAUGAAUGCAGAAAAACACAUACGAAGCAAGAAGUAUCGUCCUGACAAUCUUGUUUUACACCAUCCACCCACGGAGUACGUGGUCAAGAUGAAGGAGCCCGAUUUUUGGACUGGCUCGCAGGCCCUUGCCAUUGCCGAAACGGCGCGGGCCAAUGCCAAUUUGCGCAGUCGAUCUUUUAGAGAACAACAAACUGUACUCAAUCUUGCCGAGAUGUCUCAACAAGGGAUCAAUGGUUUCUCCGGCGAUGCGCUUGCCGAACUCACUAAUUCACUGAUCAGCGAGGCGCCGCCUGAAGUUGCAGACUCCAUGGAGAUUUCGGAGUUGGAGCAACUCCUCCAGUUGCAAGAUCUAGUCAGCAAAAGACUUGCCCUCCUUGGUUAUGAUAACCGGUCGGCUGCCACGUCAUAUUCGGCGUCAUUUGAAGGCUCCAACGGUGAGCUAUCACCACGAUCAAUCCCACCGGUCCUGGCUGGCAAAGCCGUUGCUACCAACGGAGAGGAUGUGUCCGAAUACCCACCACUGGAGGAGCCGGACAAUGACAUGCAUGUCAGUCCUUGAUGGCCUGGAUUCUUUGUUUCAGCAGGUACACAUAAUUCUGACGAGGUGACGAGCUUACACUCCGUGGAUGGGGGACCAACGAGGCUACGAAAGUAGGUCCUCGACUCAGAUGCCACGGCAAACAUUCUCAGUGCUGCCAACAUGAGCUCGAGACCAUGGGAAAUAGGAUGAUUUGGAUGGGGAAUUCGUGGCCAUCUUCAAAGUUUAAUGAUUAGGAGAGACGAGACGUGUGAUUGAGGAUGAUGAUGACAUUGAGAUGCUUCUUCAUCUCUAUCUUUAAUUCUAGCAUCGUCCGCCAUCCGGACCAAGGCCACUUAGAAACUCCAUAUAGCGAGUAAGUGGGUGCAGAUAUAUGUAUGUACAAACAUGACCUGAUUUGCGUGUGCC